Molecule: messenger RNA, 1220 nt
Organism: Notothenia coriiceps (black rockcod)
Lineage: Eukaryota; Metazoa; Chordata; Actinopteri; Perciformes; Nototheniidae
Product: caspase-3-like
Exons: 4
Coding region: 30-695 (221 amino acids)
Biological process (GO): neuron differentiation; positive regulation of neuron apoptotic process; keratinocyte differentiation
Cellular component (GO): cytoplasm; death-inducing signaling complex
Molecular function (GO): cysteine-type endopeptidase activity
Source: RefSeq, a predicted model, not a curated record
GCUCUACUUGUGUUUGUGUCUCUCUAGGGAUGACUGCUCGUAACGGGACGGAUUUAGAUGCUGCCGCUGCCAUGAAGACCUUCUCUGAGAUGGGUUAUAAGGUCCAGUUUGCCAAUGAUCAGACCGUGAAGGAGAUGAAACAACUGUUGUGUAAUGCAUCCAAGACGGACCACAGUCAAAAUGCAUCAUUUGCUUGUGUGUUGCUGAGUCACGGAGAUGACGGGGUGAUAUACGGUAUCGACGGCUGUGAACAGCUUGAGGAACUGAUUAAGCACUUUAAAGGAGAUCGCUGUAGGGGUCUGGUGGGGAAACCCAAGCUCUUCUUCAUACAGGCGUGCCGUGGGUCGGGCCUGGACGAGGGAUCCUGCAUUGAGGCUGACAGUGUGGAUGCCCAAUCAUCAUCAUCUGAGAGGAUUCCAGUGGAGGCAGACUUCCUGUAUGCUUAUUCCACUGCUCCAGGCUACUACUCAUGGAGGAACCAAAGCAACGGCUCCUGGUUCAUGCAGUCUCUGUGUGAGAUGCUGCAGAGAUUCAGCGGAGAGCUGGAGCUCAUGCAGAUCAUGACCCGAGUCAACCGCAAGGUGGCGCUGCACUUUGAGUCCUCCUCCAACUUGCCGGGGUACAGCGGGAAGAAGCAGAUCCCCUGCAUCGUCUCAAUGCUGACCAAAGACUUCUACUUUCCUAAAAAAAUAUAGAGCGUUCUUAACUACAAUCAGAGUCUAAAAACCAGGUAUUACUUAUUUUUACCGAAAAGAAAAUGCGGCAUCCAAGAGAGUAGAUCUCUUGGAUGCCGUAUUUUCUUUUCCAUUUUCUAUGUCCAUUGUCUUAAAACACUGCCAGAGCCUUGUUCAAUUAACAACAUUAAAAUGGCCGGACUUCUUUCCGCGGAUUGAUAUGACAGCACUGUAGUCCCUUCUGCAGAGCGUCGUCCUGAGCAAAGGAGAGCAGAAAGAUUAACCUCUAGAAUGUCCAAAUUGACCAAUCAGAAUCAAGUCUUCAACUGAGCUGUGUAAUAAUAAGCAUUAACUUUCUUAUAUGAUUUUUUUUUUAGUGUUUGGUUUUAGAAAACGUUUUUACUUCCUGUGGUGCAGUAAAGGGUGUUGGGAACAUUAUCAGUGAUUUCACACUAAAACAUAAGCAGAAACCUGGAAAUGUGGACUUCUUUUAUAAUAGCAUUAAACAGUAUAUUUAAGGAUAAACAAUGAGUUUAAAACAUACAA